Molecule: messenger RNA, 2517 nt
Organism: Acytostelium subglobosum LB1
Lineage: Eukaryota; Evosea; Eumycetozoa; Acytosteliales; Acytosteliaceae
Exons: 3
Coding region: 1-2517 (838 amino acids)
Biological process (GO): protein phosphorylation
Molecular function (GO): protein kinase activity; ATP binding
Source: RefSeq, a predicted model, not a curated record
AUGGGUAUAACUUCAAGCAAAUCGGAUCAAGACUCACCUACCUUGUCGCCGAUCUCAACAAAGGGUGACCACUACUACUCUGUAUCUGAGCACUCGUCCGUCUCUGACACAUCAACAACAACUACAACAGCUACAGCAGAUACAACAGCAAACAACAACAACAAUAACAAUAAUAAUAAUACAAGUCGACGAAGUAACAGCACAUCGACCUCCUCCUCAAAGAAUGAGAAGUUGGCCAAGAGCAAAAAGUCAAAGAGAGGUAGCAAGAGGAUGACAUCGGUGGACCAUAAAUCAAACAGUAAUAGCUUCAUCAUCAACAGUUGUGCACCACCACCAACAAUACUGGGUGAUACACCUUCACCUCGUGGCCACCCAUCGACUACAACGAGGACCUAUUCAAACGAUCUCUCAUCAUCAGCGCCCUCACCUCCAGCAUCAGGGUCAAACAGCACGCUAGCCACGUCAGUGUUGGCCAACAGUCCCAAUCUCGACUUUGAGACAACGUUGGAGGAGGCCCACAACAUCCAACUACACCAUGCCUCCCCUCAGCAGCUGACUGUUGACUUGCCAAUGUCAUUGCAACAACAACACUCGACUGUGUGUGACCUCUGCAACCAGGUCGUGCCCACCUCGCAAUCAAUGUCGGUACCAUCGGGCAACCUGAGGCAUGGCAGUAUCUCCUCGGCCUCUGUCGACAUACUCAAGAGCACAACAGGUACACAGGGCAGCAAGCGAUCACUAUUUGACAGCUUUGACAGCAACAAGAACAAUGUAGCAUACACAACAACAUCCACAUAUUCAGCGGGCUACGAUGACAUUGCCGGAAGCAGUUACUCGUCAGCACAGCAGCAGCGAUCUUAUCAUCAUCACAACAACAAUGAACAGACUCUGAUGAGUCUGAACAGUAGUAUAUUCAGCAACAUGGACCAUUAUCUACCCAACAACAUACAGCUUUCAAUCUCCUCUCCCUCCAUUAUCACGCCGACAACCAACAAGUUGCUUAGCUCUAGCCAGCCACACAUUGAGGUGCCUGCACACCCCUCGAUACUGCACGCAUCUCUGGGCAGCACAUCAGAGCUCUUCAACAACUCGUUGAUUAGCUCGUUCCUCUCCUCGCAUCCACAGCCAAUAAGCGCGAUAUCCCCUCCUUCAACGCCUCGCACGUACAACCCCAAGGACUCGUCUUAUGACUCAAAGGACAGCUUUGUCAUGUCCAGCACGUCCCUGGCUGAGGCGCCUCUGCGACGAACCUCAGUGUCUCGUCCACGCAAUAAUCAAUCACACUACUUUGCACCAUCGAACGACUCUAGCUACAACGACUCUGUACACUUCAAUAUCAAGAAGGACGACUACUCCAAGGAUGUAUCAUUCAUGAACUCUGAUCACGAGAGCAACCGAGACAAGUCAACAUCAUCCACGUCCUCGAUCAAUCCAUCCAAGCUUCAACACUUAGCGACGUCACAACGUCCUCGUGGAAGGUCCAUCUCUGACUCUUUAUAUAUGUUAUCAAACAGCAAAGAGACUAGAGCAUUGGAGAAUGAAAAGAUAAAGAAGAAUAGAUACAAGCAAUUGCGAUCGAUACUCAAGGAGGUCACGGACAUCAUAGAGAUAAGUGACAUCCAGUUUGUACAAAAGAUAGGUGAAGGAUCAUUCAGUGAGGUCUGGGAAGGUUGGUGGAACAAUAUACAUGUGGCAGUGAAGAAGUUGAAGAUUGUGGACGAUGAGAGUCUGUUUAAGGAGAGGUUCAAAAGAGAAGUGGAGAAUCUAAAGAGGAGCAAUCAUCAGAACAUUGUAAUGUUCAUUGGAGCAUGUUACAAACCACCAUGCAUCAUCACAGAGUAUAUGAGUGGAGGCAGUCUAUACAGUAUCCUUCACAAUCCAAGCACGCAACCAAAGACAAAGUACUCAUUCCCGCUGGUGUUGAAGAUGGCCAGCGACAUUGCACUGGGUCUGAUGCACAUGCACUCGUUGAACAUUGUGCACCGCGACCUCACCUCUCAGAACAUACUGUUGGACGAACUUGGCAACGUCAAGAUAUCAGACUUUGGACUGUCUCGCGAGAAGCCUGCCGACGUCUCGAUGAACAUGACCAAUGGCGGCAUCUGCAAUCCUCGAUGGCGCCCACCCGAGAUCACCAAGAACCUUGGAAACUACUCUGAGAAGAUCGAUGUGUACUGCUUCUCCCUGGUGGUGUGGGAGUUACUCACUGGCGAGAUACCAUUCUCUGACUUGGAUGGCUCUCAGGCCUCGGCCCAGGUGGCAUACGCUGGCUUGAGACCACCAAUCCCCGAGAACUGCCACAAGGAGUUUGCUGACCUGUUGGUGCAAUGUUGGCAGACCGAUCCUGCCGACCGUCCACUCUUUCCCUACGUCGUGGCCAAGCUGAAAGAGAUCAGUUGGAACAACCCAAUUGGAUUCAUAUCGGACCAAGCCACCCGAGGCGAUUCAACAACGACGAACCAACCAACGACAACGACAACGACGACGACGAUGACGACAAACAAAGACACUCAGUAA